UGUUAUAAAAAUUACAUACUUUGCAAACACUGGACAUUGUUUUUCUGCUGCUGCACACAACAAUCUUUUUUCAUACACAAAUAGAAAUUGGAGAAAAUUUUUAGAAUUUCUUUUCCAACAUUAGGGACAACGACGAAAAACUCUUACUUUCGAAUAAAAAUUCGCGGAGGUGUGCAAAAACAUAAAAAUAAUAAAUAAACUUAAAAAAAAAACAAACUCAAAAACAUAAAAAAACUUACGUCAUCAAAGAGCUUCGAUGAGACAAGAAUUGUGUUUUUUUUCGAGACUAAGACCAGUAAAAAUUGUUUGAUUUCUACAAUUAUUUGCAUCGACCAAUUAAGUUGGCAUAAAAUCAAAAGCAUCAAAGAUGAUUCACGUCGGUGAGAACACUUGGAUUUUGCGAAUCUUUAUAACUGAUCUCCAAGUUGAGAAACAGUUGAGGGUGAAGGGUGAUCAGCAUAUUGGUGGAAUAAUGCUACAGCUGGUCGAUCCGGAAAAUCCCAAAGAUUGGUCAGAUCAUGCCCUUUGGUGGCCAGAGCGUAACAUUUGGUUGACAAGAACUCGUUCUACUCUUGAUCAAGUGGGCGUGCAAGCUGAUUGUUUACUACAUUUCACACCCAUGCACAAAGUGUUAAGAGUACAAUUGCCAGAUUUGCGUUUUAUAGAUUGCAGAGUAGAUUAUUCAAUAAAAACUUUUGCUGCGGUGGUUAAUUUAUGUAAAGAUUUGGACAUUAGACAUCCUGAAGAGUUGUCGUUGUGCAAACCGCUGGAGCAGGAACAUUUGAAGAAGAACUAUGGGAAAUAUCCCCAGAAAAAAGCUGCUAUUCCGGAAGCAAAUGGUAUGGUUUAUUUACAACCUGCUCCAGAUACAAAUUCUUUUAUACCAAUUAAUUCUGCUCACAAAGUAGGCAGUAAUGGUAGCUUAGAUAGAACACAUAAUUCCAAUUUAUUGUGUGCGCCAGUUUCUCCUUAUAACACAACUCCCAGAAAACCAGGCACUGCUCCCGGAACUCCGAUAGCAUCACCUACAGGUACUUGGAAGAACAGCAGCAAUGGCUACGCAACCUAUGAUUCUUCAUCAAGUUUAGGCGAUUAUCAAGAGAAUUUGGCCGCUUCGCCAAGGUCACCUAGUCCCGAUGUUAGAUCCCGUUUGGUACGUCCAAAGUCACUAAUUGAAAAGGCCCGCAUGAAUGUGGGCUGGCUGGAUUCUUCUCUAUCAAUCAUGGAACAAGGUAUAAGAGAAUACGACACCUUAUGUUUGCGUUUUAAAUAUUACACAUUCUUCGACUUGAAUCCCAAAUACGAUCUUGUGCGUAUUAAUCAAUUAUACGAGCAGUCUAAAUGGUCCAUCUUAAAUGAAGAAAUAGAGUGCACUGAAGAGGAGAGUCUAAUGUUUGCUGCUCUUCAAUUUCAAAUUAAUCAACUCAAUGAGUUCCAGCCUUACCAAAAUUCGAGCUUGGACUCUACAUUUAACGACAACGGUACUGACGAUGAUAUAGAUUCAGCAUUGAACGAAUUGCAAAUUACCUUGGAGGGACCCCAUUCGAAUGGUGAUGGUAAUAUCACAAAGAUUCCAGAACUUUCGGAUUAUUUGAAAUUUUUAAAACCACGUAAAUUUACCAUGAAAGGUUACAAACGAUAUUUCUUCGCCUACAGGGAUCUGCAUUUGCAUCUGUAUAAGUCCGCCGAAGAUUCCCACAGAGGAGCGCCGGUUAUAACGAUCAAUUUAAGAGGUUGUGAAGUGACACCGGAUGUCAAUUUAUCACAACAGAAGUUUGCCAUACGUUUGGAGGUGCCUCCAGAAGGUAAAAGCGGUCCAAAUACAGAAGUAUGGAUCAAAUGUGAAACCGAAGAUCAAUAUGCAAAAUGGAUGGCAGCAUGCCGGCUAGCUGCCAAAGGACGUUCCCUCGCUGAUAGUUCGUACGACAGUGAAGUUUCCAACAUAAAAACCCUAUUGAAUUUGCAGAAACCAGCUCAAGGAGUAGCAGUAAAUGUUGAUCCUCGUUCAAUCGAAGUCCUCGAUUAUCUUUCUCCAAAAAUGCUAAGAAAAUUAUCGAGUAAAGCGGCCAUCAAAAUAUUGGAAGCUCAUGCCAACGUCAGUAAGCUAUCCCUAAUGGAUGCUAAAUUGAAGUAUAUUCAAGCUUGGCAGUCGCUGCCCGACUUUGGUGUAUCUUUGUUUGUCAUCAAGUUCGAUGGUCACAAAAAGGAAGAACUAUUAGGUGUAGCCCAUAAUCGUAUUAUGCGUAUGGAUCUAAAUACAGGAGAUCACAUAAAAACUUGGAGAUACAAUACCAUGAAGGCUUGGAAUGUCAAUUGGGGCAUCAAAUGCAUGAUGAUUCAAUUUAAUGAUGAAAAUGUUGUCUUCUCUUGUCUGUCGGCCGACUGCAAAGUUGUGCAUGAAUUUAUUGGCGGUUACAUUUUUAUGUCGAUGCGUUCUAAAGAAAACAACCAGACAUUAAAUGAGGAAAUGUUCCACAAACUUACUGGCGGAUGGGCUUAAAAUACUAAUUUUAAUCGUUCAAUCUAAUUAAAUCUUUUGACGCACAUUAAUACUAAACCUGGUGUUCUUCUGUCUUAUAAUUACUUUUUUACACAAAUUUAAAGGACUAAUUUACAUACAAAUAUUUAUUUAUAAUUGCCAAAGUGCCUAAAAUAUUUUAUAUAUCUACUCUUUUCUAAUCUAAUCGAUCGAGAGGCCUCUGUAUUGGUCGCAUUUUUAUAACUUAUGUACAUUUAAUUUAUAUGCAUUAACAAAUGAUAUCCAUUUAUCUUGUCUUCGAGAAAUGCGUGUAUUUUUAAUCUAAUAAUUAAACCUAAUAUGUCUUAAAUAUCUUUUACAUACAUAAAUUAUUAACAAAAAUAACAUAGUUUUUUAUGUUUCUCAUUUUGUAUGUUGAAAAUUUCGAUUUAUUUUAAUUAAUUUUUUGUUGUAAUUUUAUAUAAAUUAAUCCAAUAUGUAUUACAAUAAUAAAAUUAUAUUAAUACAUAAAAA
Molecule: messenger RNA, 2992 nt
Organism: Lucilia sericata (common green bottle fly)
Lineage: Eukaryota; Metazoa; Arthropoda; Insecta; Diptera; Calliphoridae
Product: unc-112-related protein-like
Exons: 2
Coding region: 368-2500 (710 amino acids)
Biological process (GO): integrin-mediated signaling pathway; cell-matrix adhesion
Cellular component (GO): cell-substrate junction
Molecular function (GO): integrin binding
Source: RefSeq, a predicted model, not a curated record